AUGUUUUGUGAUCUAAACGUCCCAUGGCCUACGCGCGACUCUCCUACGGUCCUGAAUUCCAAAAAAUCAAAAAAGCAGCCACAAAAAAAGGCCAUUGCGGAGGAUGAUAAUAAUAUACAAGAGGCAUUGGAUCUCCUGACGCCCUCAGAAAAGCAGCGCAUGAGCGAACUCACGUACGAACUAAUGGAAAUGGGGUACACGACUUUGGCAUUUAAUCAUGUGGUCCGCAGCAAGUAUGAUCCAGUAUCGCAGAAGUAUCCUUUUGGAAAAAGUCACUGCCAACCUCCUUUUCCUAAGCUGGAUCCUCGUACUCGUAAAGCUCAUGGCAUCGAGGCAUAUCGAGCGGGCAUCAAACAGCUAUCGCGUCUCACUGUCGUGUUCGAUAGUGAUGAAGCUGUCAAAUCAGGUUCUGGAUUUGUAAGUGCAAACGCACAGGCACUUCAACAAUACGACCUACUUUCUGUAACACCAACUACCGAAGCUGCCUUUCAACAUGCUUGCAUCACGCUAAGUGAACUAAAACCCUUUAGCAUCGACAUCAUUUCCCUGGAUCUUGCAGCCGCACCACGUCUCCCAUUUUAUUUAAAACGUAGCACUGUCGGGGCUGCACUUGCAAAUGGCGUUGUAUUCGAAAUCACUUACGGAGCGGCCGUCGCAAACACUCAAGAUACCCCUGACGUCUCUGCCGCACGUCGAAACCUAUUCGCUGGUGCACGCGAUCUUUUACGAGCUACCAACGGGAAAGGCGUCAUUAUAUCGAGUAGCGCACUAGAUGCACUGGGUAUACGAGCACCAUACGAUGUAAUGAACCUCGCUGCUCUGAUGGGUAUGACGCCCAAUGCUGCCAAAGAUGCAAUAUCUACCACAUGUCAAUCGCUUAUGAUACGCGCGGAAACGCGUCAAACAUUUCGAGGCACUGUAUCCAAGCCUUAUGUACUACCAGCGGAACACAAGCCUACAUCAGGAAUAGAUGAAUCUUCCAAAAAAAGGGCGAAACGCAAACUGUCAAACGAUGAUGAAUGCAUGUAA
Malassezia restricta is the source of this 1029-nucleotide messenger RNA. RefSeq names its product ribonuclease P/MRP protein subunit RPP1. Gene Ontology annotation, biological process: tRNA processing. Lineage: Eukaryota; Fungi; Basidiomycota; Malasseziomycetes; Malasseziales; Malasseziaceae. The coding region runs from base 1 to 1029 and encodes 342 amino acids. Gene Ontology annotation, cellular component: nucleolar ribonuclease P complex. The transcript has a single exon. Gene Ontology annotation, molecular function: RNA binding. The record is from RefSeq and is a predicted model, not a curated record.